GAAGGCCGCAGUGAAAGGGCCGCUGCGGCCUGCUGCGCUCCGGGGGUCCGCAGAGCCUCCUGCGCCCGCAUCCUCGCCGGCCUGCUUUCCCCUCCCCCAUGGGCCGGUUUUGUUCUAUUUCGAGGCUCUGGCGGCUCGCGGAGGAUUCUGGGAGACGCUCGAGCCAAGCGGGAUCCGGCGGUUCUCGCGCGCGACCUGCUGGGAUUUGUAGUCCCGCCGGUCCCGGGCGGAAGUGCCUGUCCUGUGUGGCCGGGUGGUUCUGGGGCCUCUGCGGCCCUUCCUGGUGAAUGCUGGGAAGAGGACGUCGGAGUUGUUGGGGCAGGCUGUGCUCGGCGCUGUGAGGCGGAGGUCCCUGAAGACCAGGAUCCCGCCGAGUGCCGGACGGCGUUCCUCUACAUCCAACUAGCUUGGUGCAGUACAAAGUAAAAGAAAAAGCAGGAGUACUUUUGAGGAAAACAGGGUAUUUCUCUGAGGCCUAUACCUUUCUUGAAGUAUUGUAACAGGAUGUCUGCACAGUCAGUGGAAGAAGAGUCAAUACUUAUCAUCCCAAAUCCAGACGAAGAAGAAAAACUUCUGAGAGUGAAGCUAGAGGAGGAUCCUGACGGCGAAGCGGGAUCGAGCCUUCCCUGGCACCGUCUCCCUGAGCCAGAGGCUUUCCGGCAGCGCUUCAGGCAGUUCGGCUACCAGGACUCACCGGGACCCAGAGAGGCGGUAAGCCAGCUCCGAGAGCUCUGCCGCCUGUGGCUCAGGCCAGAGACGCACACAAAGGAGCAGAUUCUGGAGCUGGUGGUUUUGGAGCAGUUUGUUGCCAUCCUACCCAAGGAGCUCCAGACGUGGGUUCGAGAGCAUCACCCAGAGAAUGGAGAGGAGGCAGUGACUGUUCUGGAGGACUUGGAGAGUGAGCUCGAUGACCCUGGACAGCCGGUUUCUCUCCGUCGACGGAAACGGGAAGUACUUGUAGAAGAAGCAGCAUCUCAAGAAGACGCUCAGGGAUUACCGAAUUCUGAGCUUGAUGCUGUAGAGAACCAGCUCAAGUGGGCCUCCUGGGAACUCCACUCUCUGAGGCGCUGUGAUGAUGAUGCCACGACAGAAAAUGGAGCACUGGCUCCAAAGCAGGAGAUGGCUUCAGCGGGCGAGCCUCACGAUGUCCCCGGCACGCUCAGUAUAGGUGUUCCCCAGAUUUAUAAAUACGGAGAAACCUGUUUUCCCAAGGGCAGGUUUGAAAGAAAGAGAAAUCCUUCUAGAAAGAAACAACACAUAUGUGACGAAUGUGGGAAACACUUCAGUCAGGGCUCCGCCCUCAUUCUUCAUCAGAGAAUCCACAGUGGGGAGAAACCGUAUGGAUGUGUUGAAUGUGGAAAAGCCUUCAGCAGAAGCUCCAUCCUGGUGCAACACCAGAGAGUCCAUACUGGAGAAAAACCUUACAAAUGUCUUGAAUGUGGGAAAGCCUUUAGCCAGAAUUCUGGGCUCAUUAAUCAUCAGCGAAUCCACACCGGGGAGAAACCUUAUGAAUGUGUUCAGUGUGGGAAAUCCUAUAGUCAAAGCUCAAACCUUUUUAGACAUCAGAGAAGACACAAUGCAGAAAAACUUUUGAAUGUUGUGAAGGUUUAAGAAAUUAGAAGGAAACAAUCAGCACUCAGGUCUUUUUCUUCAGAAAUGAAGACAAAAUUAAAAACAUGAAGAGAUAAUGGAAACUAUUUUUCCCUGUUGACUGGGAAAAUCCACUGGGAAAUAGAAAAAAAAAUCUUCAUUCACCAUUAUUAUCUUGAAAGAAAUGGUGUUAUACCUGCCUAGAAACUGAAAUUUUAAAUAAUUCAGGUGUUAAUACCUAAAAUUUCCAUGUGGUGUUUAUAUUCUCUUUUUUCCUCUCCAGUAAUGAGCUACCUGGUUCCCUGUCCCUUUCCUUUUGAGACAGCUCCUUUAUUUCUGUGUUGGUCAUUGGAGUGUUGUUCUGUAAGGGUGCACACCUUUUUAUUUUAAAAGGCAACACAGGAAUUGUAAAAUCUAAAAGCCCAUCUUCAAGAUUUAGAAACAUCCUUGAAAGCUUAGUUUCCUUUUGUUCAGGUUGAGUAUAUUUGAGAAAAUAGAAGAUAAAGGCCAAAGCCUCAGAGUCAGAUGAGCCUUAAGAUCUCAGGUGACAGAUGGUAGCAAAAGAGUGGAGGGACACACUGGGGAGUCACCCCUGUCGCCUAAGUACAGUCAUCCUGUAGGGAAACCUGAAGAGAAAAGUGAUUUUACCUGCCUUGUGGGAAUCUUACUAGUUAAAAUGGUUUUCCUGUGCAAACACAGACUAGUUGUAAAGUGAUGGUAAGUCAGACACUAAGGAAGAGUGUAGUGAUGUUGAAAUGCAAAUGUAAAAUUAAGGUAAUUAUAUGACAUGGCUUUUAGAAAAACUCAAACAUCUAACUCACUUUACCUCAUCCUAGUUAAGGACAGGACAUUCCUUGAUGGGGUAGGUUAACAAUAUCAGGUUUGCUAUUUUUAUUCCUUUGGUACAAAAGGGUUGAACACCAGGCUAAAACAGCCAUACAUUUAUUAUUAAACAUUUCUACCGACAAUGCACUGUGCUGGGUACUGUAAUCCUACCGUAAGUAGGUAGGUAUUUGUUCCACUGUAAGUCAUAGGGGUUUCCCCAUCAGCAUUCCCAGGUCACCCCUGAGAGCCCUAGAGUUGUAGUUCUCUUGCUAGUGUGUUGUGUUUGGAGGGAGAUGUUGGCUCAGAGCGCUAGCUAGUCAGCUCCUAGUGGUCUUCAGAGGUGAGCUUGAAAUACACUCUUUUAGUUUGAAAGUUAAUGAAUCCUAAAAAUCCAAACAUCAUUUCUAGUAGCAUUGUGGUUGUAACUACACAUUGAAUGGACUGUACUUUAAACAACUAAGCUAUUAAUAACUAGUUUAUUAACUGUCAGAAUUGAUUUUUUUUUAAUUUACAGUCUUAACGCAUUUUUUAAAAAUUAUUAAAAGUAAUACAUUCUAGUAGUAGGAUUCUGUAUGCCUUGGCUAAGAAUCCAAGUACUGUGGUUCUACUGUUUAAUGGAAAACUCUGGAAGUUAAAGCAUUGGGUAAGAGAAGAGGCUUUUUUUUAAUGUAAUACAGGCAUUGUUACAUGGAAAAUUAUCCAUGCAAGUACAACUAUUUCAUAGUUCCAGUGAUUUGGGUCCUAUCUGGUGCUUUGUCAAAUCUUAACGUGAAAAGUGAGAUUUUUGCCUGAGCCUGUUGAGAAGCAGUAUAAAUGCCGCACAGCCAGUGGAGUGAGGCCGUGUGAAGCUCCGUCAUGAUUUUCUGAUAACAGUUAUAAGAAAUGUGCUUUAUAGAUUAAGAUUUAUUGAAGUAUAAAUAUGUAGUAAUGCUAUAAUGUAUUUUUAAGUUAUACAAGAAAAUGUAGGGACUUUUGUUUGGGUUUUUCUCUGGCUGAGAGGAAACAAGUUAAUGUCCAAUAAAGCUGCAAACUCCUCUGCUCCAAGGUCAAGUGGCUCGGAAUCGCCUGACUGACUUAGCAACGACUGAUUCUUUUGCAGUAGGAUUUUUGAGGUGGCACAUUUCUAUAAAGCCUGCAGGGGUGGCAGAACUCUUAGGGUAGGUAAAGGGGGAGGAACCUCUGGGUGGGAUGUCAGUCUUCACAGUUUUAGGAUAGAUUUGUCUUGAAGGCCAAAGCUGCUGAGUGAUGUGAAAGCACACUAGGUAGCAUUGGAGUGGUGAACGCGGGAGGUCUGUCAGCUCUGACCCCGUUGCUGUUGAGAAGGAGGCUCAGACAACGCUCUGUGGGGUUAGGGGACUAGACUAAAACCCUGGUGGUGUACAGGAAAAGGAAGCGAUGAGGUUUGUAUUUAACUGACUCUGCUUAACAAAUUAAUUUACAGUUAGUGAUUCAGACCUAUUCUGACACAUAUUUUGGGGGUACACGGUAAUGAAGUAGGCUUGUAGCAGGUGCCAAGCAGUGGUCUAGCCUGCACCUUCUGGUUAGCAGUUCUGCUAAGGCAUGCAUACUAACCGGCCCAGCAGGCUGUGGAGUGGUUUUUAGUGAUUUUAAAUAAUCACACCUAGUUGAUGUUUGACCACUGCAGCCUAUCUUACACCUGUGUGAGCUUAGGGGGUGUUUUCUAUACUCAACAAUGUGCUUGCUAAGCAUUGGAUUGGCAUACCUAAUCUUACCUAGAUCUGUGGACUAGAAAAACAAGACCCAAAGAUCACGUGUCUUGGACUUGGCAGGGCUAAAACUCACAAGGCCAGGGUUUUUGAUUGAUCUGGUGAGAGUGAUGGCAUUCAAGUCCUGCUAAGUAAGUACUACAACUUUUUCUUUUCUAGUUAACAAACUUGAAAAGCUAUUACAUAUGCCUAUUUGAAUUUUUCACAAUGCAAAAACAAAAGAUGAAAAAAGACAUCAGAUUGAGCCCAAAAAAGUGACAGUCUGAUUUAUUAUCCUUCCCAACUUACACAUUUAAGCAAACAUCUUUUAAAAUAACAGCUGACCUUUGGGAUUGAGUACAGGCACCCACUGCAGUGCUUCACUGUGCUUUAAUCCUCUGCAAAUCUGAGGCAGUAACAUCUCCAUUGCACAUCUGUAGUGAGACUUGCUUUCACUCCCCACACUGAUGUGGACAUUUUCAUAGCUGCAUAGUAUUCCAUUGCAUGAAAACAGUCCAUCUAAGCAACCCUGUAGUGAUGGGUUAGUAGAUAUUUUUAUGCAUAAUAGAUAUGGCUAACAUCUAUAGACAUACAUUUACUAUCUAUGUAGCUGUGUCUGUAACAGAAAUAACUAGAAAUGGAUUUAUUGGCUCAUAAAAUACAUAUUUGAUAUUUGGGAGGGAACUACAACUUGUGCUGAUAACUCCGUUGGUUGGAGUGCCUGUUCACUGCCCUCCCCCUCCCCUCUGGGCCGCCCAUCCUAGAGGCCAGUGCUUUCUUUUCUUUUUUUUUUUGUUGCACCUUUAUUAGUAAGAUGGAACAUUUUUUUGUUUAUUGGCUAUUUUUAUGUCAUCUGGCCUUGCUCAUUUCUUUUAAUUAUGAAAGUAUAAAUUACUUUCAUAAUUAUUAUAGUUAAUACCAUAUAAAACUAAAGAUAGACAAGUGUAAGCACAGAGACUGUUUUCUUCAGGGCUUCUGGCUGCUGCCACUUUCCAGUGAGCUGUACAUCCAGGUGCAGUUUCUACACAUUGCUAUGUGAACAUGCAGAAGUGUGGACACUUGAAAUAAACAGGAUUAUAUAGGAAUUUCAAGAUAUCUUUGUAUAAAUAUCCUGGUAUUUAAAUUCCUGUAAGUUACAUGGUUAGCUAUUAGAGACUCAACUUAGUCAUCAGUGUAAUCUUCGCCAACUGAAGAGUGCUCAUUUCCCCACAUAGCCUUACUGACACCUUACAAAUACCUUAACUGUUUGGGACAAGUAUAGAGAAAAAAGAAACUUCCUCACUUGCAUUUACCUGAUGAAUAAUGAAGUUGGAGUUCUUUACAAUUCCCCAAGAGUGGGUUGGUCAUUCACAACUUCUACUGUCUUUGUGUUGGGUUAUGUAUGGGUGUCUGGUCUGCAUUUCUCUCCUCAUUUAUGCUAACAGUAUCUGUAUUUAUUGAUAACCCAUCCCAUAUGGCUUUGGUGAGCACGCGGGCAGACCUGGCAUGAGCCAUACAGCGUCCUAACCACAGUGGUUAGAGAGUAGGGAAUACAGUUCAAAGCAGGCUAGGGGCAGUGCUCCACAACCGCAACCACUGGCAAGAAGGUUUCAGAGACACUGGAGACCCAAGGAUGAUGUGAGCCUGCAUUCUUACUAUAUGGAGAAAAUAUUGGAGGAGAAAUUCAGGCCAGCAGGGAUGGCGAGAAAACUUAAGUUCUGAUAUUUUUCUGGGAGCCCUAGAUCCAGAUGUGCCUAAAGCCUGCCCUACCUCUGGACUUUAAAGUUUUUCGAGCCAAUAAAGUCCCUUUCUUGUUUAA
Molecule: messenger RNA, 5919 nt
Organism: Apodemus sylvaticus (European woodmouse)
Lineage: Eukaryota; Metazoa; Chordata; Mammalia; Rodentia; Muridae
Gene: Znf24
Product: zinc finger protein 24
Exons: 4
Coding region: 505-1611 (368 amino acids)
Biological process (GO): regulation of transcription by RNA polymerase II
Molecular function (GO): RNA polymerase II cis-regulatory region sequence-specific DNA binding; DNA-binding transcription factor activity, RNA polymerase II-specific
Source: RefSeq, a predicted model, not a curated record